GGGGGGGGUCUCUGUAACAAUUAGCAUUUCCCGGUAGACCGUUACCGUUUUACCUACAUAUUAUUACAUACCUGUUCAGCCGCAGCGGCACGCAGCACGGUAUACGAGUGUGAGCUCGUAACGCGAUCAGGCAGGAAAAUUUCUCGGCUAAAAUUUCCCGGAUGUUAAUUCAGCCGACGCGCGUCAGAAUAUGGGGACAAAAGAACAGAAGUCCACUCGAGAGCUACCCCGCAUCGUUUGAGGGAGAAUAUCGCACGCGCCCGAGAUGCUGGAUAAUUAUCACAUACGUAUACAUAUGAUAACACGUAUGAGAAAUUCUUGAAUAACGGAUGACGCAUUAUAAUUAUAUAGGUACGUAACUAUAUAUCAAGGCCACAUUAUUUCGACGGCGAUUGUAUACGGAUAUUAUUGGUCACUUUCGAGUCGCGUCCGUUAGAAGUUUGUUCGGUGUAUAAUAACGUACUGUACGUAUAACACCGACCGAAAAGAAGUAUAUAUGUAUAUAUAUAUCGCUUAUAAUAAUGGACCACGUUUGCAUCGAGCGCGUGGCACACGAACAGGUUUUUAAAGAGCCGUUUGGCUCGUCGGGUGUAAAUAUAAAAAACAAAGAAAAAAAAGAAAUCAAAGUAAAGUAGAAUAAAACGAAUAAAAAAAAAAAGGAACGUAAAAAAACGUUGCAGAAUUCAAGCGGACGAGUGUAUGGGUCAAAAAAGGAAACUGAAAAGUGAAGUAAAAACAAAAAUUCACUCGGCGGUAUAGCGGUGGUUGAAAUUACGGACUCUCAUUCUCCUCGAACUUUGCGUUUAUACGGCCGACCGCUCGCCGUGUGUAUAUGACCUCUGCAGUUAUACGUGCCCUCGCGUAAGCCGAACCUGCGUUCGGAUCCUUUGUAAGUUUUGUACCGAUCAAAGGGGGCAACCACCUUCUCGUCGCGCUACGCCUAUGAAGAGGUACUUCCUGCAUUUCCUGUCCAACACCGAGAACCCGACCGUACGCGUACACCAGGGGUGUACCCGCGUGUAUCGGUAGGACGUUAGAACGCGCAAGGAGAAUAGAAAUAAAAUAGUUCGAUGAAGUGCGGCACGACGCGAUGUAAAACGAAAAGCGGCUACCCUAAUUCGUAGGAAAAGAAAUUAGACAAAGGAUGUGUUUCUCCGCCCCCUCCCUCCACCGUAUACAGCUACAAUAAAUGGUUUCCACAUCUCAAAGUAAGAGCAGCUCUUCUAGACGUUUGCGCAGGUUGAAAAUAUUUCUAAAAGAACACCAACUGCGGUAGGUAUAUACACGGGUGAAGUGAAGUAUGUAAAACCGAUUGAACGAAAAAAAAAAAAAAGAAAAAGAAAAGAAAGGAAAAGUAUAGAAUUGCUUCGGUUGCGAGCGGAGGAAUCCUCGAGAAGAUCGAGUUGUAGAAAUACCUGGUAUAUGCGCACGUGUGCAUGCUAUACGCCAAAGAUUUAACCGAUAUUAUAUCACGGAGUAAGAAAAUAAUCACCCGUGCGCUUCUAAAUUCAAUGUAGGUAUACGUGCAAACGGCAAAGUGAAAGGAUAUAUCGAAGAGACACGCGUUCAUCUCACGUCCGAAGUCUCGUGUUUCGGAUUCUCCGAGCGCGGCGGUGUAAAAUAACACCCGUCGUUGUACCGCGCGCCGUGAAAUCGUAGGAAAUUUUCAUCUCUCCAAAAGAAUUCGCCAAAAAACAUUUCCAAUUCGAGGGGUGAGAAUUGUCGGGUAUCUUCGCAAGUGGAAAUGAAAAUCGAACGUCGCGUAAAGAUCUAUAUUGAAAAUCUGGAUCGUUCGCACAUCGAGUCCACGUUUACCCCGUUCGCUCGACCGGUCGAACAAUCGCCAAUUAUUAGGAUUGUGCGCAUUCGCAACGGUAGCGACAAACGAUAAUUGGGAUUAUUUCGGAGAGCCGGCGGCGCGGAGAACAAAAACAUCGAUAUCAUGAUUAUAAUCGAAGUGCAUCGCGUCGAGAUGAAUUCUGCAUACCCCUCGUACGUUAUAUGACUUUUAAUGAAACGAGGUACCCGCUGUUGUUGUGUACCGUACCCGGUACAAAAAUAUAACUCUGUAUCAUAAAUAAAAAUAUAUGUCGAUUAAACCGAGAUGCAUGUAGGUGUACCAGCUGUCCCGGGCAGCUGCACCGUUCCCCAAAUAUAUGCAUAUACAUGUGUGCGACCACGUAUACGUAUAGACGAAGCCUAAUUGCCGGCUAUAGUUUAGCGUUACAAUGAAACGACAAUAUUAUAUUAGAGAUACUAUUGCGCCACCGUUCGCAUGCACGUGCCGUCUAAAGUUGUAUACUUGGAACAUUCUACGUUAUUAUUUUACCUAGUUAAUUUACGAAAUGUACGUAUGUAUGUAUAUAAAAAUCUGAACGAUUCUUCUGAUGUUACAUUAAAUUGCAUUUACGUAACCGUACGAUAAAAAAUUUGCAACACCGGAAAAGAGCGUAACACACACGUACACGAAUAUGAAGCAACCCGAUCCAUCGCGUUUAUUGACAUUAAAUAAAAUAAGAAACUUGGAAAAAAAUCAAUUUUCAAUCCUUUGAAUUCUCAUGCGAAAUAAUAUACUUAUACGUACACCCAAUAGAAUUGCCAUUAAUUAUCUCGUAUACGGUCGUUGCGGUUGAAAUUUUUAAAAGAAAAAAUUAAACAUUCGGUGAAACGUUAGGCACGCGAUCAUGCUACUUAAAUUAUUAUAAAAUAUAUCGAUGCAUAAAUGUAUAAUACAUGAGAUUUACCUAGAAAUUAAAAAAUUUUCAUCAAACUCACCGUGUGGGAGAUCCGGUUGGCAUUUUAUAAGCAAAAAAAACCAAAAAUAAUAAUAAAAUAAAUCAAUAACAAUAAUUUCAAACAAUUUUUUUAUACACCAGUGAAUCAAGUUUACGAGUUUUUAUCAAACGGCGCCUCUAUAAUAUGCAUACGUAUGUGUAUACAAUUACAUACACACGGGACACAGAUGUGAUUCAAACCGUUCGUUUUCCGUUGAAAGAAAGGAAGAAAGAAAAAAAAAAAAAAAAAAAGGAAACAAAUAUUUGCAAAGAGAAGAAAUAAAUAAUUGAAAAGGAUAAACGAAAUUUCCCAACAGUCAACUGGAACCGGUAUCCGCGUUGCAACAAUAAUAAUUAGCACAAAACUGUAACGACAUAUUAGUAGACCGAUGGACAAUUAAUGUUAACUGAUUAUUCUAGCGAACGAAGGUAGAAGAAUAAAAUAAAAUAAAAAAAAAAAACGGACAAAACAGCGAAGCGAAUGAUCGAUAAUGAGAAAUUGUACAGGUAUGUAAAAAUUCACGGUGUCGCGACGUAGAGUGUGACCGAAGAACGACUGACUGCGUGACUUUGGUAUCUCAUAUUAUUAUAUACGAAGACAGGAUAGACAGUGCAGCAGCAAAAGCAAUAGCAGCAGCAGCUGUCGUGUACGACGUACGGUGAACCACCAUACCAUGUAAAACUGAAGCCCGGAACGUUCCUACGUAUACGUAUACAAGGUAGAAGGUAUAAGGUAUAAAAUAUAAGGUGUAAGGUAUUGGCGUCGUCUCCUAGCUGACGCGUAUAUGUGGUACAUUACACGUAUUCCACGUAUACAGAAAAAGGCUGCAGGUACUCGAUAUAUGUGUGUACGUACGUUGUACAUAGUUAUAACGCAGGUGGCAAACAGGUGAACGUAGCGGAACACAGGAAGUCCCAGAGACGGAGACGGAGAUAAAAAGACAAAGAGUGAUCGAGCGAGAGGGAGUACAAGGAGGGAAAUGGUAGCGAACCGUAGGGAACGAUUCCAGAACGAGAGUUGCGAAGGGAGUCGUCGUCGUCGUCGUCGUCGUCGUCGUUUGUAUUUACUCCUUGUAUUCUCCUUACGCUCUAGCAGCUAUCGUAUACGCUUAUGUUAUAAUUUUGAACUCGUAGGAUCGUCCCGUAGGCGUGUACCGAUGUUAUUCGCUCGCUGCUCCUUCCUCUCCUCCAAACGAACGAACAUUUUUUAAUUCACGUCGCGGUCCCAUGUAAUUUUCCCCCGCAGUUGAAAUUGUUCGAGAAAUUUAUUUCCCCACAUCUUUCGGCGUAGGAGAAUCGCUGGGGCUCCGCGUACGCGCAUAAAAUUUUUAAUCUCUCAUCUAUUCGAACCCCUUACGACACGGCGGACCGAGCAGAGUUGGUUAAGUUUCUACGUGUGUAUGGAGUACCUUAUGCUCGCUCGGAAUUGUAUAAUAAUUGUUAGAAUUUUAAUCGCCGAUAUAAAUAGAGGAGAGGAGGUAUACAUAUAUGCGGGAUCAUCAUUUACGCGUGAUACGAUGCAAGGUAUAUUAACGUGCCCAUCAAACGUCGCGAUCUUUUACCUCCGGAGUCUUUGAAUACUUAAUAACAGAGCCCCGAGGGUUCCGCCUCCGCUUCGCGUACCCCUUCGGUAUAACAUAAGUAGGCAGUGCAUGAAAAUAAAGAAAUAAAGGAAGCUACGAAUCGUUUGCCCGCGGCUCAAAUUAACCUAAACGUAAAAGAGGGACAGUUUCGCUUUUCGUGAGUCGGUGAUAUUGAACCAGUUAACAGAAGCUAUAAUCAGGGGUAGGUAGGCGAAGGGGGAUAAAUAAUGCCGCAACUCGCGGGACAUGAAUUAUCCCCUAUCCUCUGUAUCGGCUACCUGUGAGCCCCAAAGAUCCUGCGGGACGAGAAUAAUCGGGGAAUUGACGAUAGCCGACGUCGCGGAGCUACUGGCGAAUCUUAACGAUAAAAUACACCUCCUGCGGAAGGGAAUAGCGGAGCUAAAAAAAUUUCAAACAAUAUCAGUCGGCGAGAACUACGGAGAUUGUUGUUCGGGACCGGUAUCGCCGCCGUACGUCGAAGAAAGAAAUUCGCGCUCGAAUUUACAAUCAGAGGAAAAAUUAUGGGAACGUGAAUCCGAUGACGCGAGGAGCAACAGCUCGAGAUUCUGCGUUCCAGGUGCGACCGAUCGUCGUCGUAAUCGGGUCACGAGCUCAUCCACGAGUUACAACGACGCACCUUCGUCAUUUGGAACUCAAAGUGGAAACGAUCAUUCUUAUUUUGUCGGGGUUCGAAAUGCAGGAGGAUCAGAGGCGAAGAAUGUACUUCCGGUGAACAAUUCCGGACACACGAUACUUGGAAAUGGCGGAUCAAGUAAAAGAGGGGCGAUAAAUACACGCGCUGGGGAUCAACGACGACGGAAAUCUACCAAAUCUACGAUUACGGAAACGGAAAAAUCCGACAAAUCGUCCAGCCCCGAGUGCUACGGUAAACGUGUUAGAAAACGAAUUUCUCGGGGGGUUCAAACUACGACUGGAAAAAAACAAUUCUCGCACCGCGUAAAACGGAGGAUUAUCAAGCUGUUGAAAUUCACGUGGCGUUCCAGAAGGGCUGAAACACGAAAACGGAGGACUACCGAGAUCAGCGAUAUUCCCCCGGAAGAUAAGAGCAUUCGUGUGAUUUACAAGUCCCGCGGGAACACCGAGGUGAAAGAUGAUAAUCCUUCGGGCAAAGAGGGUGACGAAACCGACUCGCCGAGACUGAAUACAAGAAACAGAAAAUAUGACUUGUCUGUGGACGGAAAGAAUAUUGAAAUCGUUCGGAGGGAGCAGUUGAAUACGGAGACAAAGGAUUCGAGGGUUUCCCGCAGGAAAUCCGGGACUCCUUUGAACAGUUCGAAGCGGCCUGAGAAACGUAGACAGAGGGGAAGGGUGACGACACCAGGAGGGGUAAAUAAAGUUGGCAAAGAUGUGGAUAAAUCUGGAAGGAUGAUUAUUAAGGAGCGAAAAAAGCCAAGAACGCCGCGCAGUGGGAGGUCGAUCGGCAGUGAUGGAAAAGAUAAUAAUUUAACCGCAGCAUCUACUACAGGUGAAAAAAUAGAGAAACAGGAGAAACCGGUCGCCGACGUUAUCGGCGAACAGAGUACUGCGAAAGUGGGAACUAAAAUUCCGAAGGUGACUAAAAAUUUUCCCCCCUCCAAAUGGUUCACAAAAAGUGGUGCCGCAAAAAAAUCUACUGUAACUGAUCGGCAGAAGAAGAUCAAAGGAAAUGCGUAUCCCGAUCAGAAAACGAUUCGCAAACAACCCAAUGUGAGAACAAACGACAUUGCUGAUGUGAAGAGGCGCCUCGACGCUUGCAUAGAGGAUCUGAAUGGCAUUAUUUUGAAUUUGUCGAAAACUUAUCAAGCUGGCCUCGCGAACGGGGGACCCGCUGGCGAAGGAAUUGCAACGGUGAAUGAGAAUCUUCAGCGGCGGGGUCGAUCCCGCGAUCGGCAAUAGUCGAUUGUUAAUGCGAAGUUAUAUUACAGGAAAAUAUCUUAUUUUGAUUACCUUUGACGAUGAC
This is a messenger RNA of Athalia rosae (coleseed sawfly), 6317 nucleotides long. RefSeq names its product protein SON-like. NCBI's taxonomy places the organism in Eukaryota, Metazoa, Arthropoda, Insecta, Hymenoptera, Athaliidae. The transcript is spliced from 2 exons. The coding region runs from base 4604 to 6253 and encodes 549 amino acids. The record is from RefSeq and is a predicted model, not a curated record.